Messenger RNA from Cryphonectria parasitica EP155, 2150 nucleotides. RefSeq lists its product as uncharacterized. Gene Ontology annotation, molecular function: syntaxin binding. Gene Ontology annotation, biological process: Golgi to vacuole transport; retrograde transport, endosome to Golgi; endocytic recycling. Gene Ontology annotation, cellular component: GARP complex. The coding region runs from base 132 to 2150 and encodes 672 amino acids. NCBI's taxonomy places the organism in Eukaryota, Fungi, Ascomycota, Sordariomycetes, Diaporthales, Cryphonectriaceae. The record is from RefSeq and is a predicted model, not a curated record. The transcript is spliced from 4 exons.
ACCACAUAAGUGACAGACUUAGGCGACGAGAGAAUCCAGUUUCGGGCUUGCGAAGCUGCACCAAUGUCAAUGCCUCGUCGAUCCGACGCGCCAUAGCCAACCUCAUCUGCCGCCCCCCUCUGCUCAACGCCAUGUGGCUCGAUCGUCUCGGGCACAAUGCUCCCCCAUCCGGCUUCGACUCCCGCCCGAUCUCUCCUCUCCCCAGACGUAUCUCCGGUCGAGGGUCCCCUUACAUCACCGCAUCAUCGUCACAGCAGCGCUCCGCAAGGGCCUCGACGGUGUCGCUCGUCUCGUCGAGCGAUGGCACGGGCUCGACCACGUCCCUGCUGAGGGGCCGGGCCAACGGCUCUACAGGCGCAGGCGUUGCGCCGGCGGGCUCGAGCCUGCGGCAGAGCCAUACUGUGGUGGUCGAUGACGGGCGGGAGAGCCUGGAUGUGCUGGGCAAGAUAUUGGGCGAGGAGGCCGUCGCGAAUGGUGGGAGCGGGAGUGUCAGCCCGUUGUCACGAGGGGCAGAGGGCGUAGGCAUACGAGAGGAGGACCUUGAUCUUGAGGUCGACUUCGGCGGGCUCUCGCUGAGGGAAUACCUUGCGCGGGAUGAGGUCAGCGGCGAUGAGGGGGUAUAUAGAUCACAGACAGUUGAGGAAUACGAGCACGACAAGACCAAAUUUGAGGACUUACACCGCUCGAUCCGCGCCUGCGACGAUGUCUUGACCUCCGUAGAGACGAACCUGACCUCCUUCCGCAACGACCUAGCUGCUGUGUCGGCCGACAUCGAGACGCUGCAGGCGCGGUCGCAGGCGCUCAACGUACGUCUCGAGAACCGGCAGGCCCUCGAGAAGGGGCUGGGCCCUGUCGUGGAGGAGCUCAGUGUGGGCCCCCACGUUGUGUCCAAGAUCGCCGAGGGCCAUGUCGAUGAGGCUUGGAUCAAGGUCCUGGCCGAGCUAGAUCGACGGUCCGAGGCGUACAAGAAGACGAUGCAGGGGCAGGGGCAGAGCAGGGCCCUGGCGGAUUUGGGGCCAUUGCUGGAGAAGUUGACAUUGAAGGCUAUUGAGAGGAUAAGGGAUCACCUCGUGGCACAGAUCAAAGCCCUGAGGUCACCACAUAUCAACGCGCAGAUCAUCCAGCAGCAGAACUUUCUCAAGUUCAAAGACCUCUACACCUUUCUACACAAGCAUCAUGCCGCCCUCGCCGACGAGAUCUGUCAGGCAUACAGGAACACGAUGCGCUGGUACUACCUCAACCAGUUCACCCGGUACCAGAAGGCGCUGGAAAAGCUCAAGCUGCACACGAUUGACAGAACCGACGUGCUGGGCCACGAAGACUCAUCCCGCAAGGCCACGGUGCUGAGCGGCACCUCCAAGCUCGGCGGCGCGCCGCACGAUGCGUUCAGCCUGGGAAGACGUAUCGACCUGCUCAAGACGGCCAGCCAGGCGGCCAUCAGCUCCUACCUGGCCGAGGAGGACCAGUCGACACACUACCUCGAGGUCCCCUUCCGGAACUUCAACCUCGCGCUCGUCGACAACGCGACUGCCGAGUACACCUUCCUCGCGUCCUUCUUCGCGCCGGCGCUCAGCAUGUCCACGAUCGGAAAGCACUUUGCCCACAUCUUCGAGCCGACUUUCGCGCUGGGCCACGCCCUGACUCGACAGCUCGUCAGCGAGACGUACGACAGCCUCGGCCUGCUGCUGUGCAUCCGGCUGAACCAGCACCUCGCCUUCGAGCUGCAGCGCAGGCGCGUGCCGGCCAUGGACGGCUACGUCAACGGCACGUCCAUGAUGCUGUGGCCCAGGCUGCAGAGCGUCAUGGACGCCCACUGCGAGAGCGUGCGCGCCCUCACCUCGUCCCUGCCCUCGCGGCCCGUCCCCGCCGCCACCGCAAAGACCACCUCGGCCGCCCCGCACGUCGUCACCCAGCGCUUCGGCCAGCUCGUCUGCGGCAUCCUGGCGCUGUCGCUCGAGGCCGGCGACGACGAGCCCGUGGUCACGAGCCUCGGCCGCCUGCGGAGCGAGAUGGAGGCCUUCUUGACCAGGUACAGCCAGGCCUACUUCGGCGCCGACACCAGAGGCAAGAAGAGGGAGCGGUUCUUGUAUAAUAACUACUCGCUUAUAUUGACUAUUAUCGGGGACGUGGACUGUCUUGAAAGUUUUUGA